Ostrea edulis (European flat oyster) is the source of this 2226-nucleotide messenger RNA. Its product is annotated as platelet endothelial aggregation receptor 1-like. Bases 1 to 1455 code for a protein of 484 amino acids. The transcript is spliced from 11 exons. Gene Ontology annotation, molecular function: scavenger receptor activity. The record is from RefSeq and is a predicted model, not a curated record. Lineage: Eukaryota; Metazoa; Mollusca; Bivalvia; Ostreida; Ostreidae.
AUGAUGGUAUUUGUGAACAGGAUCAAAUGUGUUGGAAGGUUUGGCUAUAACUGUUCACAGGAGUGCCCGGAAGGAUUUUACGGAGGAUCAUGUAACAGUAAAUGUAACUGUUCUGAUGAGACCUGUAAUAAAAUAUCGGGAUGUUUAAGCAAAUGUGUUGGGAGGUUUGGGUAUAACUGUUCACAGGAGUGCCCGGAAGGAUUUUACGGAGGAUCAUGUAACAGUAAAUGUAACUGUUCUGAUGAGACCUGUAAUAAAAUAUCAGGAUGUUUAAGAAAAUGUGUGGGGAGUUUUGGCAUCAACUGCAGUCAAGACUGUCCGAAGGGAUACUAUGGAAAACAAUGCAGUGAGAAAUGUACAUGCAAUGCCAGUCAGUGUGACGAUACACUGGGUUGUCUGGCAGCUCCUCCGGAAUGUGUGGGAAUGUUUGACAUUAACUGUACUCAAAAAUGUCCGACGGGAUACUAUGGAAAACGAUGCAAUGAGACAUGCACAUGCAAUGCCAAUCAGUGUGACGAGAUACUGGGUUGUCUGGCAGAUCCUUUGGGUAGUGAGAAAGAAGAUGGAGUGUGCUACGACAAAGAAAAUGGUACCCACUGCUGUUCAAACUACAUGUACCAGAGGAACGAACACAAGUGUCAGGAAUGUGUGGGGAGUUUUGGCAUCAACUGCAGUCAAGACUGUCCGAAGGGAUACUAUGGAAAACAAUGCAGUGAGAAAUGUACAUGCAAUGUCAGUCAGUGUGACGAUAUACUGGGUUGUCUGGCAGCUCCUCCGGAAAUCGAAAGUGACAAGCACCCAAUCUUAGAACCAGUUCUACAUAAUGCUUUACCAACCUCACUGGUAUGUGGAGUACUUUUAGUUGUCAUGCUUCUAGUAUUCAUCUGCAGGUACGCACGAAAAUACAUCCACCAGAGCCGAUUAUCCCGUAAUACCACAACAAAUAUGGAUCAUUUCGAGAAUGACACUGCCUGUGUUUAUGCCGCUGUAACACGUCCAAAGAAAAAAGUGUUGCUUAAUGGUGUACUACAGAAAGAUGCUACUUAUGGAAACACAAGAUUUAAGAGAAACGAAAAUACGGAAAGGGAAAACAAUUCGUCCAGAUGUUCAGGAAAACAAAUUUUACAUGAUGUUGACUCCCCAUGCAAAUGUUCAGAGCUGGAGGAAGUUUAUGAUGACACCGCUUGUAAUACACAUGCGUCAUCAUAUUCAGAGCUGGAGAAAACCGCUUGUAUUACGUCAUCAUGUUCAGAGCUUGAGGAAACAGUUUGUAUUACGUCAUCACCCAGGAAAGAUGCUAAAAAUGUUUCUUCUGAGCUGGAGAGUCAAUCUGACUGCAGCUGUCAUUUUCCAAAUCAAAAUAAUGCAGAAGAAAGGAUCUAUCGAGGACACCAAACUUCCUUAAGAGAAACUAAUAGCCAGUUUUAUUAUACUCUUGAAAAAUGCACCGCGUAAUUUAUGGAACUGGGAGAAAAGAGGAGAAUCCAACUUAUCAUUAAAAUUCAAUAACAAUCAUAGCAGACAAAAUAAUCCAACUCUUUAAUCAUUUGAAGAAUAAGACUUGUUUGGUUAGUUGAUUCAAUCAAAAAUGGCAAUGUGGAAGAACAAAAUGAGAACUAAUAAUAUUGAAAAUAUCGAGGGACAGUUGAACUUGCAAAUAUUAUCAGGGUAAUUUGGCGCAUGAAAAGUAUGACUUUUGAUAUUCUUCACCCAUAUCUACCAGUUUAAUAUCCCUGAGGUUCUUCUGAACAAUGUGAUAUGAAUUUUGAUAAUAUAACUAAUACUUCUGUUCUAAUGGCUGGAAAUUCCGACAGAAAGGAAAGUAGGAAGUACGUAUGAGAAUUUCGUUUUUGAAAAUACAUGAGGGUAUGAACUCUGACGCUUCACGCCCGCAUAUUUUCAUGAAAGGAGGUAGUAAGCUUGAACAAUGCACACUUUGCACAAAUGCACACAACUCUUUUAAUUUGUGCAAAACUCGAGCGUCUUAAUAUGGAAUAGUGUUCCUACGGUAGUCUAUUUUGACGUGGUGCUUAUCUUGUUCAAUCUCUGAUUAAAUUUGAAUAAAGAAUUUAUCUUACUGAUAAACACAUGAAAGGGGUGAAGGGAAGUGAAAGGAUUGAUGGGAAGACGUGUACAGAGAGCGCUGAGACUUUUACUAACAUAAAAGCAAUGUUUGUGUCGUGUUGUUUACUGGUAUCAAACUUAAUAAAAGUUUAUGUAUUUAGA